UUCAAGGCUCAGCAUGCCUCCGUCAGCAGGAGGAAAGGGGAAGAAAUUAUUCUCUAAGAGGGAGGCGCUACAAAGUCUGAACCGUGUCAAAGUUACUGUACAUCCAAACAUUAAUGGGACUUCUGAGGGACUUCUGACUGACUGAGAGACUUCUGCGGACAUACCGGACACGAGGAGACAGACACGAGCAGUGAAGUCAGUCCAUGAGUAUCCACCACGUCUUCUAUGCUGAUGAAAAGAGGCCCAAAUGCUCCAGGAUGGAUCAGGCACUUCCCAGCCAGAGCCCAGCGUCCGACCUGCUGGAGGCCGACAGCGAGGAGCUGAGUCUCAGAGUGGACUUCUUCAGGAAGCUGGGGUACUCCUCAGCAGAGGUUAGGGCUGCUCUGAAGAAGCUCGACCUGAACACAGACACUAACUCGGUGCUGGGGGAGCUGGUUCGGAGCAGGACCGGCACGGCACCCUGCAGCUCCGACAGCGAUGACAGGAGCCAAAAAGACCCUCUGCUGCCCCCCAGUUGGGCUGUUGGACCCUCCCGAAUCACACAGAAACCAGUGGAAUGGAAUCAUUCAGAUACUGAAUUGAGACCUAUUGUUAUUGACGGCAGCAACGUUGCUAUGAGUCAUGGGAACAAGGAAGUGUUCUCAUGUCGAGGCAUCCAGCUCGCAGUAAACUUCUUCUUGGACAGAGGUCAUAAUACCAUUACCGUGUUUGUCCCAACUUGGCGCAAAGAGCAGCCCAGACCUGAUGCCCCGAUAACAGAUCAACACUUUUUGAUGGAGCUUGAAAAAAGGAAAAUAUUGGUCUUCACUCCAUCGCGCCGUGUUGGUGGUAAGCGGGUGGUUUGCUAUGAUGACCGCUUUAUCGUCAAGGUGGCAUAUGAGUCGGAUGGAGUGAUCGUAUCCAAUGACACCUACCGUGACCUCCAAGGAGAAAGACCUGAGUGGAAGAAAUGCAUCGAGGAGAGGCUUCUCAUGUUCUCCUUUGUGAAUGACAAGUUCAUGCCCCCAGAUGACCCUCUGGGUCGCCAUGGCCCCAGUCUUGACAACUUCCUUCGGAAAAAUCCUCUGCCUACAGAGCAGAAGAGACAGCUCUGUCCUUAUGACAAAAAGUGCACUUAUGGUAUCAAAUGUAAGUUCUACCAUCCAGAGCGGUCGAGCCAGUCUUACCUGUCCUUGGCGGAUGAACUGAGAGAAAAAGCCCAGAUUUCUACUGUAAAAGAAGAAAGAAAUGCCAGAUUAUCACCAAGACAGCACCAGUCCGAUCCUGCUCAUAAUGCCUUUUCCUAUCCUCUAGACUCUACCAAAGAGCACACAAGAGACAGGCAAAGUCCUUCACAUCCCAGUCAGGUUUGUGAAAAUACACUGCUGUACUGGGAGGAUCAGAGAAAAAGUCCUAAUCAAAUGCCCUGUCCUGUAAACCAGUGUCACACAGAUUGGCCUGGGAUGCACUCCAUGCCCAGUCAAUACUAUGCCAACGUGUCUCACGAGUACCUUGAUUCUGGCAUUGGCUCUUAUGACAGUCAGUACUCUGACUAUUCGCAUUGCCUCAGUAACCCCAACAGACCCAGGCCCCAGCAGCUAACUGCCCUCGCCGGACCCAGACAGGCCCCAGUGCAUUUAGAGAACAACAACAGCAGCCAGUCUUGCAGGUGCUGUUCCCAUGUAGGCCCCUCAACAGUUUACCAGCAGCCUCAUGGAAACCCAGACUGCAAGGGUCAUUCCCAAUAUGACAGCUACCCUCCUCAAAUGUUCCCGCCUAGUGUGCCUCCCCAAAACAGCCAUCAGCAUUACGGUGGAGCCCCGCAUCAUCAGCAAAGUUACUGGUCGGAUCCAUUUCAGGGGUUUCCCCAAGCCAGGACACCGUGUAGUCUCCCCUCUUCGGCCCACUCCUCACACUCCAACAGCGGCUCUUACAAAGGCCAGCAGUACCACUCCUGGGGCCCAACGCAUGGAUCCCCUGAUGCGUUUGACCCACAAAAAAGGAUGGAUCUCCGCAAGAAACUGCAAGCCAUCUUCAACCCCAGUCAGGUGGAUACCGUCAUGGAAAUGUAUCCUCAUGUGACGAAUGCGGAGAAACUGGCAGCAGAAAUCCUCAACCUGAAGGCUCAGAGAGGGAUUUUCUGAUAAUCCUCUGAUGAUUUUCUACCAUCGCUUUCUUUUAAGUCAGAACUACCAUAACAUUUGUGUUGACUCUCUCAAAGCAAACAAGGAUUUGCUUGAAAAGCUUAAUUGUGUCUAUGGAUACGAUAUGAUAAUAUUUUAAUGGUCAGAUCAACCAUUAGUUUGCAAAUGUGCCUUCCUAUUUAUGAACAGUUAAGACAUCUGUGCUAUGUAUGUGUAUGACAUUAUCGUCAAAUGUGACCUUGUGAUCCAAUCAUUUGGAUGAAAUGUGCUACUUUACCAAAAAAAGUUAAGCCUAGUGCUUCUAGAGUUUUGACUGUUGAUGCAUAUUGUGUCAAAUGUUAUAUAUUUUAAUCUAUUUCCAAAAGAAGUUCUCAUGCAAUAAGAAAUGGCUGUGUAAAGUUUUAUUUUUUUAUUUUUUUAUUUCACUCUAGUUCUCCAGAAAAUUGGGUUUUUCUGUAUUAUACCUGAGAAAUAAGUAUGUUAUAUUUUUUAAGCUUUAGCCACAUUAGGCUGGUUGAAGCUGGAUCCCCGCUCCAAAAUUGUAUUUAUAAUAACUCACAAGGAACAAGGAAACUGUGAAAACUUUUAUUGAGUACAAGCGAAAGUCAUUUCCCUGUGUGUCAUCAACCUUUCCUGUAAAUCUGCAUCAGUUUCAUGAAACACUCCCGGAACAAGUGUUGUGUAAAUAUGUUCUGUUAGAUCAAUUUACAGUAAGCGUGUCUUAAAAAAAACAUAUUCAAAAUAAAAACAUGUCAUGUAUGAAAUGGA
Trematomus bernacchii (emerald rockcod) is the source of this 2891-nucleotide messenger RNA. RefSeq names its product endoribonuclease ZC3H12A (gene zc3h12aa). The record is from RefSeq and is a predicted model, not a curated record. The transcript has 6 exons. Gene Ontology annotation, cellular component: nucleus; cytoplasmic ribonucleoprotein granule. Gene Ontology annotation, molecular function: RNA endonuclease activity; mRNA binding; metal ion binding. Lineage: Eukaryota; Metazoa; Chordata; Actinopteri; Perciformes; Nototheniidae. Bases 204 to 2123 code for a protein of 639 amino acids. Gene Ontology annotation, biological process: 3'-UTR-mediated mRNA destabilization; nuclear-transcribed mRNA catabolic process, RNase MRP-dependent.